Molecule: messenger RNA, 651 nt
Organism: Dovyalis caffra
Lineage: Eukaryota; Viridiplantae; Streptophyta; Magnoliopsida; Malpighiales; Salicaceae
Source: the annotation of a GenBank genome assembly
AUGGUAACAGAAAGCUAUGUAGUGGUACACAACAUUGCAAAGAGACACAACGUGGGCACACUAGCAAGAAGUGCUACAGCAUUUGGCGUCAAAGAGCUGAUACUUGUUGGCCGCAGAGACUUCAACUCUUUCGGCAGCCACGGCUCCUCUUCUCACCUCCCUUUUCGCCACUUCCACUCUCUCACUGAUGCCCGCAACUUCCUCAAAGAGAAAGAUUGUGAUAUUUGCGGCGUAGAGAUAACAGAUUCUGCUUUGCCUGUUAACGAACACCCUUUUAAGAGGAGUACUGCUUUUUUGCUUGGUAAUGAGGGGACGGGGCUUUCCACGAAGGAAUGUGAGAUAUGUGAUUUUUUUGUUUACAUUCCACAGUACGGGAGUGGUACUGCUUCUUUAAAUGUUACUGUCGCAGCUUCUAUUGUUUUGCAUCAUUUUGGAGUUUGGGCAGGCUUUUCCGAAAGAAGCCGUGAUGGACACAAGUUUAUUGUGGCUGAGAGACCUGUGAAACAGGGGAAAUAUUCCACAGAAACAGAAGAAUCCAUAAUCCAGGAAAGGAAAGCUAGGAGGGAAAAUUCUUCUAAUGGAUUCUUUGAUGAGACCAGAGAUGUAGAUUCAACUUCUAGCCUUUUGGAUACCUUUUUUAGUGAGCAAUGA